GCGCAGAGACUGCAAGCGACACACGUGUGGCUGCCGGGAUGAAGUUCGCAUACAGGUUUUCAAAUUUGCUGGGGACAGUCUAUCGGUGUGGAAACUUAAAUUUUACCUGUGAUGGGAAUUCAGUUAUCAGCCCUGUGGGAAACAGAGUUACUGUGUUCGACUUGAAAAACAACAAGUCCAACACCCUGCCCCUGGCCACUCGCUACAACAUCAAGUGUGUGGGGCUGUCCCCGGACGGCCGCCUGGCCAUCAUUGUUGACGAAGGGGGCGAUGCGCUGCUGGUCAGCCUGGUCUGCAGGUCUGUGCUGCACCACUUCCACUUCAAGGGUGCUGUGCACAGCGUCUCCUUCUCCCCCGAUGGCAGGAAAUUCGUCGUCACCAAAGGCAACAUUGCUCAGAUGUACCAUGCCCCUGGGAGGAAGCGGGAAUUCAACGCAUUCGUCCUGGACAAAACCUAUUUUGGGCCAUAUGACGAGACCACAUGCAUUGACUGGACAGAUGACUCCCGGUGCUUUGCAGUCGGGAGCAGAGACAUGUCCACGUGGGUGUUUGGGGCCGAGCGCUGGGACAACCUCAUCUACUACGCGCUGGGAGGACACAAGGAUGCCAUCGUGGCCUGCUUCUUCGAGGCCAGCAGCCUGGACCUGUACACGCUCAGCCAGGACGGCGCCCUGUGCGUGUGGCAGUGUGACACCCCUCCUGAGGGCCUGAGGCUGAAGGCCCCCACAGGCUGGAAGGCAGACCUGCUGCGGAGGGGGGAGGAGGAGGAGGAGAAGGAGGCAGAGAGGGAGACCACCAUCCGCGGGAAGGCCACGCCGGCCGCCGAGGAGCAGCAAGGGAAAGUGAAGUACUCGCGGCUGGCCAAGUACUUUUUCAACAAAGAAGGAGAUUUUAACAAUCUGACGGCUGCUGCAUAUCACAAGAAGGUCCACCUCUUGGUCACUGGUUUUGCUUCUGGAAUCUUCCACCUUCACGAGCUCCCAGAGUUCAACCUUAUCCACUCACUGAGCAUCUCGGAUCAGAGGGUUGCAUCCGUCACCAUCAACAGCUCUGGGGACUGGAUCGCCUUUGGGUGCUCAGGCCUGGGCCAGCUGCUGGUGUGGGAGUGGCAGAGCGAGUCCUACGUGCUCAAGCAGCAGGGCCACUUCAAUAGCAUGGUGUCCCUGGCCUACUCCCCCGACGGGCAGCACAUCGUGACCGGCGGGGACGACGGCAAGGUCAAGGUGUGGAACACCCUCAGCGGCUUCUGCUUUGUCACUUUCACGGAGCACUCAAGUGGGGUCACCGGCGUGACCUUCACCACCACUGGCUACGUCAUCGUGACCUCCUCCAUGGACGGGACUGUGCGCGCCUUUGAUCUUCACAGGUACCGGAACUUCCGCACCUUCACAUCCCCACGCCCCACCCAGUUCUCCUGCGUGGCUGUGGACUCGAGCGGGGAGAUCGUCUCUGCUGGAGCACAGGACUCUUUCGAGGUCUUCAUCUGGUCCAUGCAGACGGGGCGGCUGCUUGAUGUUUUGUCUGGCCACGAGGGGCCCAUCAGUGGACUGUGUUUUAACCCCAUGAAGUCGGUCCUGGCCAGCGCCUCCUGGGACAGGACGGUGCGUCUGUGGGACAUGGCGGACAGCUGGAGGACCACAGAGACGCUGGCCCUCACUUCUGACGCUCUGGCCGUGACCUUUCGCCCUGAUGGUGCUGAACUGGCCGUGGCCACACUGAAUGCACAGAUCACCUUCUGGGACCCAGAGAAUGCAGUACAGACGGGCUCCAUCGAGGGCAGGCAUGACCUCAAGACGGGCCGGAAGGAGCUGGACAAGAUCACCGCCAAGCACUCAGCCAAGGGGAAGGCCUUCACCACUCUGUGCUACUCCGCGGAUGGCCAGAGCAUCCUGGCGGGAGGGAUGUCCAAGUUCGUGUGCAUCUAUCACGUCAGGGAGCAGAUUCUCAGGAAGAAGUUCGAGAUCUCCUGCAACCUGUCAUUGGACGCCAUGGAGGAAUUUUUGAACCGAAGGAAAAUGACGGAGUUUGGCAACCUGGCACUCAUUGACCAAGAUGCUGCGGAGGAGGGCGGGGUUGUCAUACCAUUGCCGGGUGUGAAGAAAGGUGACAUGAGCUCCCGGCACUUCAAACCUGAGAUCAGGGUGACUUCGCUCCGCUUCUCCCCGACCGGGCGCUGCUGGGCGGCCACCACCACCGAGGGGCUCCUGAUUUACUCCUUGGAUGCCCAGAUGCUCUUUGACCCAUUUGAGCUGGACACCAGCGUCACCCCCGUGCGGAUCCGGGCGGCGCUGCGCCAGCGGGACUUCACCAGGGCCAUCCUCCUAGCCUUCCGGCUCAACGAGAGGAAGCUGCUGCAGGAGACCCUGGAGGCGGUGCCCUGGGACGAGAUCGAGGUCAUAAGCUCCUCCCUGCCCGACUUGUACGUGGAGAAGGUGCUGGAGUUUUUAGCUUCAUCCUUUGAAGUAUCUCGCCAUUUAGAAUUCUACCUCAUAUGGACUCAGAAACUGCUCAUGGUGCAUGGACAGAAGCUGAAAUCCAGAGUGGGGACGCUGCUGCCAGUGGUUCAGUUUCUUCAGAAGAACAUCCAGCGCCACUUGGAUGAUGUCUCCAAACUCUGUGACUGGAACCGCUACAACCUGCAGUACGCGCUGGCCGUCUCAAAGCAGCGGGGCCUGAAGCGGCCCUCAGAGCCACCGUGCAGUGAGGAGGAGGCAGACGUGUCCGAGGACGACGACGACAGUCUGCACCUGCUCGGGGGAGGGCCUGGGCACGCGGACGGGCCACUGGCCUAGGGCCGCACCCCUCGGCUCUGGUUGGGACACUGGGCGAGGAGGGGCCGCCACCGCGGGGGGCAGCCGUCCCGAGAGCCAGAGCCCCAGCCCCAGGACUCGCUCCGUGGCGGGCACCAAACACCGCCGCGGGGUUGGGUUCCCGGCGGGCACGGCUCAGCACUCAGGGCCCGGGAACGGCUGCCGUUGAAAACACCUUGCAGAGAGGCUAGUGGGCCAACGUGUGUAGAUGCAAACUUUGUAUGAGGAUUUUUAUAUUUUUUAUAUAAAGUUUUGAUAAUUUUAGGGAUGAAAAAGACGUGUAUUUCUAAAACAUAUGUAUUAAGGCUGAUCUCUGAAUUUAACGUGCUUGUAACGCAUCCUGGGUGUGACUGUCGUGCUGGCACCUCCAUGCCAGCGAACAGGUGAGCUGGCCAGGUAGCCUGGCCACCAGCCCCAUCUCCCUGCCCAGGGUUGGAGCAAGGAGCAUCGCUGGACUCUGAGUUUGGAGAUGGCCUGGGAGCCCCAAGGCUGGGCCUGGAUGGGCUUCCCAGGGAGACUUGUUGGACCUGCUUGCCAGCUCCAAGGAGGACUCCAUCCCGCGAGGCCCGUCAGGAAGGGUCACCACGAGGGUGGUCCAGACCACAGCCAGGCGCCUGGUCUCUCAGCAGUGACAGCCUCCAGGGUCGGGACACAGGCCCCAGCCUGCAGGUCUCCAGAGGUAUGGCCAGGAGUCACUGGACGUUACUGGGAAGAGCAGCAGGCAGGCUCCUGCUUGUCGGGUAUGUCACCUUGCGGGGCUCUCCUAUCUGCUUGUGAAAUGUGUGUGUUCUGUAAAUAUAAUAUCUAUCAGAUCCUCUUCCAUCACUGGGUCUUAAGCUAUAAAAUAAACACAUGGAUGGUUGUGUAUGUUCAGACACAGAUAACUCAUCUGUAGGCUAUCCCCGUGGUCCUAAAAAGAAUUCGGACAGAACUUUUUCUCCCCUCUCCCUGCUGGUGGUUGUCACCCACCAAGAUUGGGACACAAAUACUCUGAAUCUACUGUCAAAAGCCACUACGGCAGCAGACGGUGAAAAGCGGUGUAGGGGCUGUCUUCCCACGCCCAUCUUGGGGUCAGGCUCCCCCACUAAUAAUCAGAAGAGGACUGAGUAAUGUAACCUUGACCUUCCUCUAGAGGCUGCCCCAACAUCACUCCUGAAACAAAAUUCCUGUGUUAAUUUGAGUUCCCCAUUACAUGCAGCUAUACAGUUCUUGUCUUUACAGAUUUCUGUGUGUUUAUUUUUGGCAGCACUGGGUCUUCAUUGCAGGUGGGCUUUCUCUAGUGGCAAGCGGGGCCACUCUUCCUUGUGCACAGGCUUCUCACUGUGGUGGCUUGUCUUACUGCAGAGCACGAGCUCUAGGCAGGCAGGCUCAGUAGUUCGGGCAUGUGGGCUUACUUUCUCCCUGACAAGUGGGAUCCUCCCGGACCAGUGAUUGAACCCAUGUUUCCCUCAUUGUCAGGCAGAUUCUGCACCAGAGCCACUAGGAAAGCCCGCACACCACUAGGCAGGUCCCUUAACGAUGUACUUAAAUGCCUCCCUACAGAGCUCGGACCUGCCAUUAUCCGCAACCCAGGACACCCUAGCAAUUGGGUGCCAGCCGCAAACUAACCUUACAGCUUGUUAUCCAUUCCACAGAGGGGGAUCCAAAAUGAGUCAGCAAAGGAACUGACCCAAAUCAAAGAUGGACAAGCCUUGCAGGGUGCUCCUAACUUGUCUGGGCAGCCUUAGAACAUGCUGGCUACCAAGAGCCCAUCGAGUAUGAAGCAUGGGUUCAAGUAAAAUAAGUGUAACAGGUCCCCAGACAGGAAUUACUUAAAGAGUUCCCAGUGUAAAGUCACUGUGCCUGACACCUCGACCAGCCUGACCCACAACUCCAACCCUCCCUCUGGGAGCAGCCUGUAAAGCAGCGUCACCUACAGCCUUUCAGGGCUGAGCCUGUGCGCUCUUCAUCAUUACAGAAUAAAGUUUCCCUUUGCUUCUGAACUGAACUUGGUCUCCAUCUACUGGCAUGAGUGACAGCGAGCAGAAGGUGGCGCCCAACUCACAAGGGUUGUAACAUGUCAUUCCGAGACAAGUAUUUUUCACCCAGGAGAGCAGAUAAAAAGGGAGCAGUGCCGGGAGCCAGCACAAGGAGUCCUGCCCGUGGCAAAGGUCAUGAGGUUAAGGGGCCAGGCAAAGGCGAGUCGGGCCUUAAGGGAGCAUCGCUGGGUCUGCUCGUGCAUCUGCCCCAAAAACCAGAGUCUGCCUGCCUUGCUGCAUUAUGCCUUUCACCUAUAUUUCUGACAUUAACAGGGGCUAUCCCUUACCACCUUUCUCUGGAAAACUUAGAGCUCCAGUUAACAGUCUUCUGCAUAUAAAAGGAGUGUCUCAGAUCAAACCCCUUUGAUGGCUCUCUAACUUGCCUGACAGGCUUACCCAGAUUUUUACAACUACGCAUGUGAUUGUUUAUAGGCCCCCAACCGCGAGAGGCACAAAGCUUUAAGCAUCUUAUAGAGCCCCUUUUUAAAGAGCUAAAAAUUAUAUUGGUGUAGGUUUUCAUUGUUGCAUUAAUGACUGUCGCCAGGCCUCCAUAUCCUUUAUCUUUUAGGCACCUGGAGGAUAUUAAUCAAUGUAAUUGGGAUGUAAAAAAAGAAUAUAGUAGUUUUGAUGUUAGCAAUACUAGACUUUUGAGUUAAUGAAUUUUCUCUUUGUUUUAAAUCACUGUACUCCUCUUUCCUUGUUAUAAAUUGUUGUGUCCUUGCUAUGUAAGAAUGUAACCUUAAUUAGUGCUUUCUGAGAGUGGCACCAGACUUUAGUAAGAACAACACUUUUAGGGCAAAUAAGUUUUCUGGUUGACGGACCCUUAUCAGAAAAGGGCCAUUAAAAUGCUCAUGGCCUCCUGGCCAGAAGAUGAUGUAAAUCACCGAAGACCUAUGUGUACAACUAGGUAUGCAGAGAGAAAGCCUGGUCUCGAUAAGGGUCAGGGCUGCUGACCCUGCAUGACUUUGUAUUAUCCAUUGAUCUCUAUGUACAACCAAAAGAUAAAGAGCUUUCCUGGAAAAUAAAGGAUGGACCAGUU
This is a messenger RNA of Budorcas taxicolor (takin), 5867 nucleotides long. It is a transcript of the gene PWP2, whose product is annotated as PWP2 small subunit processome component. The coding region runs from base 39 to 2792 and encodes 917 amino acids. The record is from RefSeq and is a predicted model, not a curated record. Lineage: Eukaryota; Metazoa; Chordata; Mammalia; Artiodactyla; Bovidae. Gene Ontology annotation, biological process: ribosomal small subunit assembly; maturation of SSU-rRNA from tricistronic rRNA transcript (SSU-rRNA, 5.8S rRNA, LSU-rRNA). Gene Ontology annotation, molecular function: protein binding. The transcript has 21 exons. Gene Ontology annotation, cellular component: small-subunit processome; Pwp2p-containing subcomplex of 90S preribosome.